Molecule: messenger RNA, 1083 nt
Organism: Spirometra erinaceieuropaei
Lineage: Eukaryota; Metazoa; Platyhelminthes; Cestoda; Diphyllobothriidea; Diphyllobothriidae
Source: the annotation of a GenBank genome assembly
AUGUCUUCAUUGCUGCCUACACCGCUACCUUUUUGGCCAAAGAACACCCCGAAGCCCUCAAAUGACUCGUGGUUGCAAUGGAGGAAGACGCUUGAGGAUUAUAUUGAACUACUCCCGAUUUUGUCACCCACGAUUGUACUAGACGCCCCAUCUAAGUUGAAACUCCUCCGGACGAAUCUCGGAGAGUUGGGACAACGAUAUUUCGAUGCCCUCAAUCUACAAAAGGCUACAGAUCUCCAAACAGCCUUCUCAAAACUCGAGUCAGCGUGGGGAGGAAAGGACAACGUCUUUCUCAGUCGCUAUCGGUUUUGUCAAAUGCGUCAAGAAUCCAAUCAAUGUGUCAGUGAUUUUAUUAGACAUUUAACUACUGCCCCGUACCACGCUGCUUCAAAUGGCCUCGCAGAGCGUGCAGUCCAGACAAUAAAGCACGGAAUAGCCAGACAGACAGAAUCGGACUUGACCACCAAGUUGUCACGCUUUCUGUUCAGCUAUCGCAUAACACCGAACGACUCAACGGGUGCUUCGCCUGCAGAAUUGAUGUUCAAGCGGCAGUUGCGCACACGACUCGACCUGCUUAAUCCAUCAACGCAGGAUAGAGUCAUUGCAAAACAGACGAAGAUGAAAGAACGAUAUGAUGUGAGCACCCGACCACGAGUCGUCGCGCCCAACGAAAGUGUCUACACGCGACUGGAACACGAAACGAACUGGUGUCCAGCGGUAGUUCGAAAAAGCGAGGGUCAAAUAGUGGAAUUAGAGUUAGAAGGUGGGAGAAUUGUGCGUCGACAUCUGGACCAAGUUCGCAGCCGAACGGACACAGUAAGUGGAGAAUUCGGAGAGUUAGAACUGCCAGCAAUCCUUGAUAGGGAUCCUGACAUCCCGAGGACUGAGCCCCUUCUUCCUGCACAGGGCACUACGCCAUCCACCGAGGCUUAUAUUCCACCUCCUUCUACCCCGGCCAGCACUAGCUUAGGGGCAGAGGAGCCAGUGACUGCACAAAGCGGCGCAGAGGUAGAAAAUACCGCCCUGAGAAGAUCGACCCGAAACCGCAAACCUGUCCAACGCUUUCAGGACGAAUCUUAUUAG